AUGGUGUCCCGGUUGCCUGAGUUGGUAGUGUUGAAACUCUUCUCCUUCCUGGAUGCAUUCAGCUUGCUACAGGUUACCAAGGUGAACAAGUACUGGAAGAAGAUUGCAGAGACGGAAUCCCUGUGGAGAAACCUGUGUGUACAAAAAUGGUUUUUCAACCAGUCCUUUCAGCUUCAGGACACACAGACGUGGAAGCAGCUUUUCUUCUACCUCACAAGGAAGGAGCGUCAGAUGUGCCUGGCAGAGCCAAAGGACUUUAACUUCAAAGAAACAAGAGGGAAUAUCGGAGUGAUAGGUCCUAUGGCUUAUUUCUCAGACCACAUGUUGGAUGAACAGAAAAAGUCAAUUUUGUGUACCGUGUCAUCUAGGUGCAUGCUGCUUGCCUGGGACGUGCAGGAGGGCACUGCGAUCUGGAGAAGUCCAGUCCAAAGAUCUCGACUCUUGAAUCUCACAACCCUCCCUCAGCUGCGCCUGGUAUUCACUGUGGAUGUGGAGGGAAUUGUCAAGAUGUGGAAUUGUAUGAACGAAGAUGCUCUGGGUGGGAUCAACAUGCCUCAUCCCUGUUUUUCCUUGGAAAGUUGUCUGACUGUGGAGGGACCGUUCCUGAUGGUAAGCAGCGUUAAGGGUGACAUCUACACAAUGACUGUGCCUGAGUUAAGAGAAGUUUCUAAGAUAAACGCAUUUACAUGCAGUGUUGAUUAUCUACACUUCUCUCCUAACAAGAAAUGGCUGUUUGCAAGUGGAACCCAUCAAGCCACAUCACCGAUGAUAUUUUUUACUGAGUGCUUACUGAGCUCGACAAGAGGCCACAUUCCUGUGACUCUCACAGUCCCCUAUUCAGCAUGCUGCAGAAUCUCCUGGGCCGCAAGGAGACCAAACAGAAUUGUAGUGAUGUUCCGAAACAGCGCUUUCAAAAAGACAGGGUUUAUCACCUUCGACUUAACAGCUAAAAGGACUGAAGGCAGAAUCAUCGCAAAAGAAAAUCGGGUCGCAAGUUUCCAGUUGCCAGCCCGUAUGGAGAGUCCUAUUUGGAUGGGGGUCAGUGAUGGGAAUAUGAUUGCCUUUGAGAGUGGACCCAGACUCUUCCUCUACACCAUCUACGGCCACCUGAUGAGACAAUUUGACCCCCACAUGAUGUCCAUUGGCAGCUUAUGGUCGGAUGCUGUCCAUUUGCUCACCACAACCAUGGAUGACUCUUUGCACAUGUACAUGUGGGAAGAAGCAGGCGGUGAUCCAUAUCUCAAGAGUUGCUUUCAUCUGCAAUACACAGGCCGUCUUAGUGGCACACCAAACUGCUAUGUCUCCAAAGCCAUCUGUGAUAUCAGGAGCAUAGUGUACGUGGUGUCAAAAUCCCGUGAAUCCAGCACUCUCUUGAUGUAUUCCUUGAAGGAUUCCUUGUAGAAACUAAUGAAAUUAACUGUGUGUUGUCUUUCGUGUAAUAAAGAGAAUCGUGUAUGCA
Messenger RNA from Suncus etruscus (white-toothed pygmy shrew), 1459 nucleotides. It is a transcript of the gene FBXW12, whose product is annotated as F-box and WD repeat domain containing 12. Bases 1 to 1401 code for a protein of 466 amino acids. NCBI's taxonomy places the organism in Eukaryota, Metazoa, Chordata, Mammalia, Eulipotyphla, Soricidae. Gene Ontology annotation, molecular function: protein binding. The record is from RefSeq and is a predicted model, not a curated record. The transcript is spliced from 10 exons.